Eruca vesicaria subsp. sativa (arugula) is the source of this 629-nucleotide messenger RNA. Lineage: Eukaryota; Viridiplantae; Streptophyta; Magnoliopsida; Brassicales; Brassicaceae. The record is from the annotation of a GenBank genome assembly.
GGAAGAGAAAACUCUGAAACGAAAAAGAAAAGCAUCGGAAAAAAAAAACGAAAUAUGGCAGGAAGAUUAACCGGUGUGGCGUCACGAAUCAUGGGCGGAAACGGCGUCGUUGCACGAUCCAACGCCUCAUCUCUCCGCCAACGCGCCGGCAUGGGUCUCCCCGUCGGCAAACACAUCGUCCCCGAUAAGCCGCUAUCGGUUAACGACGAGCUGAUGUGGGACAACGGGACUGCUUUCCCAGAGCCUUGCAUUGAUCGGAUUGCUGAUACCGUCGGGAAGUAUGAAGCAUUGGGAUGGUUGUGUGGUGGUUUAGGGUUCUUUGCGACUCUUGGUUUACUCGCUGUGGUAAAUGAUAAAGCUUCAAAGGUUCCUUUUACACCGCGAGUGUAUCCGUAUGACAACCUGAGAGUGGAGCUUGGAGGAGAGCCAUAGAGACCUACCAAGUCAUUUGCUCAUCAAGACUCAAGCGUGUGUUCUUCACAGCUUUGUUCUUCAAAAUUUUUUACAUUUCAUGCUCAGAACUUGAAGACAAGAGAAUAAGAGAUACAUCAUUUUCAUUUAUAUGCGUUGUCUCUGUAAUUAACAGUGACCAUUUGGGUGUAUUCGUAAGAGAAGCCAUCUGUUUUCAG